Messenger RNA from Osmerus eperlanus (European smelt), 944 nucleotides. Its product is annotated as peroxiredoxin-6-like. The transcript is spliced from 5 exons. Lineage: Eukaryota; Metazoa; Chordata; Actinopteri; Osmeriformes; Osmeridae. The record is from RefSeq and is a predicted model, not a curated record. Gene Ontology annotation, biological process: cell redox homeostasis; cellular oxidant detoxification. The coding region runs from base 264 to 935 and encodes 223 amino acids. Gene Ontology annotation, molecular function: peroxiredoxin activity. Gene Ontology annotation, cellular component: cytosol; mitochondrion.
AGUAAUAUAGAGUGCACUCGUCGGACAAUUGAGUCAUGAACUUAAAUUCGCAGCAUAUUCAAAUUCCAAAAACAAUGUUUUUAGUGCUACUAUAACAUAUCUUAACAAGAAGCGAAAAUGUAAAUGUCACUUUCGGAAUAAAAAAAAAACGUUUCUUAACCGGGGUUUCCACUGCCCCGCCUAAUAUUUUGCCUUCGCCUCUCAUCACCUCCAUCCAAGUCAUCACUGACGUGCUGGGUAACCGUUUGCAGCCACAGCCAGCCAUGCCAGGUCUCUUGCUAGGAGAUGUGUUCCCUGAUUUCGACGCCGAAACAACUACCGGCAAAAUACAAUUCCAUGACUUCUUGGGUGACUCCUGGGGAAUUCUGUUCUCCCACCCCCGUGACUACACCCCAGUGUGCACCACAGAGCUGGGUCGAGCUGCCAAGCUCAGUAGUGAGUUUACCAAGCGCAACGUCAAGAUGAUUGCCCUGUCAAUCGACAAUGUGGAGGACCACUGUGGCUGGAGCAAGGACAUCCUGGCUUAUAACAACGAAGAGCCUGGCUGUGUCCUCCCCUUCCCUAUCAUAGCUGACAGUCAGAGGGAGCUGGCAGUGUCUCUAGGCAUGCUGGACCCUGAUGAGAAGGACAAGGAUGGCAUGCCCCUCACAGCCCGCUGUGUGUUUAUCAUUGGUCCAGACAAGAAACUGAAGCUCUCCCUACUUUACCCAGCGACAACUGGACGCAACUUUGAUGAGAUUCUGAGAGUGAUUGACUCCCUGCAGCUUACUGCACAGAAACGGGUAGCCACGCCUGCAGACUGGAAGCCUGGAGAUCGUGUGAUGGUUCUGCCCAACAUCCCAGAGGACGAGGCUGCCUCUCUCUUUCCUGACGGGGUGUACAAGAAAGACCUGCCCUCAGGGAAGAAAUACCUGCGCUACACACCCCAGCCAUGAGGGGCACCC